GCGCCCACGUGAAGGGGACGCGUGCCGCGCGGCUUCCGGGGUCCCGGACUGCGGCCAGCCGGGCUCCGGGGCCGGCAUGGUGAAAGCAAGGGGGCCGGCCGCCGCGCGCGCCCCGCGUGCCCCCGCGCCUGACGCUGGGCCCGUCAGGAAGCCGAGACGGAAGAGAAGGGUCUGGAGGAACAAAGAGCGAGAAGCUGGUGGGGCGCCGGGGAACGACCCCGGAGUGGUCGCGGUGCGGCCCCCAAAGGCCCCGGAGGACUUUUCCCCGAACUGGAAGGCGCUGCAGGAGCUGCUGAAACAAAGAUCACAGACUCCACAAGAGCCUCCACUUCUCUCUCAAACGGAUUCCAAAAAGCAGCCACAGCGUGUCCAACAAAGUAGAAACUCGAUCUCAGAUAAAGCAAAGAGAGAUGCGAUGGGGACGGAAAACACAGACCCUGAGGUCACAGGGGCCUCUGGGCCCUCGGGAUCACUGAAUGGCAGGAAGAUACAGGCGCAGCCCAAGGAGAAAGGGGCCGAGAAAAGGACCAGUGGUGACAUUUCUCGGCAGCAAGGCGACAUCAAACAUAAGAAGCGGAAAGCUGAGGAGCCGACUGCCCCCUUGCCUCCAGCCCUGCCCACCAAAGAUGACAUCUGGUUUGACGACGUUGACCCAGCGGACAUCGAAGCGGCCAUCGGCCCAGAGGCAGCCAGCAUAGCGAGGCGGCAGCCGGGUCAGAGCGAGAGCAGCACCACGCUGGUGAAGGAGCAGCCCUUCGGCGGGCUGACUAAAGCCUUAGCCAUGGACUGCGAGAUGGUGGGCGUGGGCCCCAAGGGGGAGGAGAGCAUCGUGGCCCGCGUGUCCCUGGUGAACCAGCACGGGUGGUGCGUGUACGACAAGCACGUGAAGCCGACCCAGCCGGUGACUGACUACAGGACCGCCGUCAGCGGCGUCCGGCCCGCGGACCUGGCGCAGGGAGAAGAGUUUGAAGUUGUUCAGAGGGAAGUCGCGGACCUGCUCAAGGGCCGGAUUCUGGUUGGACACGCGCUGCACAAUGACCUCAAGGCGCUGUUUCUGGGCCACCCAAAGAAGAAGACCCGGGACACUCAGAAGUACAAGCCUUUCAGGACCCAAGUGAAGAGUGGACGGCCGUCUCUGAAGCUGCUUGCAGAGAGAAUCCUGGGGAUCCAGGUGCAGCAGGCAGAGCACUGUUCAGUCCAGGAUGCACAGGUGGCGAUGAGGCUGUACGUCCUGGUGAAGAGGGACUGGGAGAGCCUCGCCGGCGACAGGCGGCCCCCCGCCCCCGAGGCCCGCAGCCAGGACGCCUAGCAGGGCCCCGCCCCAGGAGACCGUUGCGCCUGCGGGAGCUGCAACCGCAUCAGACGACAGUCGGAGCCCCAGAGCCCCUGGAGCUGUGAUGCUGAGUGCGGGUUUCAGAAUCACUGCAGCAGAGGUGCGUGGCGUGCGUGCUGCUGCGCUGAGCCUCUCCCGCACGGGGGGGCCCCGGGGCUGUCCCUGCGGUUCCCCGGGGCCAGGGCGGGAAGCGUCUGGUUGUCUGAUGGGUCUUCGUCACCUUCCUCUGGGGGGCCUCUUUCCCUCACUGCCGUCGGCAACGGGAAGAAAGGAACACUGGGACUCGGGCGUGGACCGCACGGCUGCCCCGUCGCCCCCUCAUUGAGGGAUUUUCUCUGCCACUUGGGGGCUUGGGGGGAUCUCCUGAGGCUGGGGUUCCGCUCGCCCCACCCGUGCACACCCGCUAUAUUCAAGUUCCAGUUUAGAGCCCACAGCAGGCAGGGGGGCUCGGGCUGCCCAGUGUGGUUUUCCCGGAGGUGGGCGCCUCCCGACCUGAACGGACGAGUGAGCGGGGGUGCCCUGCCCCGCCCGGGGUGCGGGCUCUCUGAGGACAGGAACAGCCUUCUGCACUGAGGGGAGCGUGCAGUGCCCUAGGCUACGCUGAGCCCCCACCAGCCGUGUGAAAAGUCCAAAGCCACCACGAAGGUUGUGUGACAUAAAUGCCUGUUUUUACUUGA
Molecule: messenger RNA, 2010 nt
Organism: Capra hircus (goat)
Lineage: Eukaryota; Metazoa; Chordata; Mammalia; Artiodactyla; Bovidae
Gene: REXO4
Product: REX4 homolog, 3'-5' exonuclease
Exons: 8
Coding region: 77-1309 (410 amino acids)
Biological process (GO): DNA catabolic process; rRNA processing
Cellular component (GO): nucleus
Molecular function (GO): 3'-5' exonuclease activity; nucleic acid binding
Source: RefSeq, a predicted model, not a curated record